This is a messenger RNA of Nezara viridula (southern green stink bug), 1337 nucleotides long. The record is from the annotation of a GenBank genome assembly. NCBI's taxonomy places the organism in Eukaryota, Metazoa, Arthropoda, Insecta, Hemiptera, Pentatomidae.
GCUAGAUUAAAUAUUUAAUUAUUUACAUUUUAAAAACAUUUCUCUUAAGCUGGAACAACUAUAUCAAAGGGUGUGAUUCAAGAAGACGAUUAUGACAGACAGCAAACUACGAGAAAUAGAUCCAGGAAAAAAUCCAAAAAAACCAAACCCAGUAAAAAACGACGAUGAAGACUCAGAUUUAUUAGAGGAAGAAGAACAAAGAAGUGAACACACCUCUGAACUAAUGAACAAAAGCAGCAAUGAAAGUAGCUCAUCAGUUUUAACUGAGACUCUUUCACCUUGGAGAGCAGCUGCAUAUCUCCAUAUACAAACAUGUAGAGCAAAAUUCAUAAAAGAAUUUGGGAAAGACAUACAUCUGCACAGUGAUGAUUCAGAUACAAUGAUAAAACUAAAGGAGAAGAUUACACCGAGUUGUGCACAAAUAGCCGAUAAAGAACGAUUAAGAAAGAAACAUAAAAAAGUAUCAAAAUCAAUACCUACGCCAUUUGAUGAGUGGCUAAAUAAAAAGAAUAAAGAGCUGAAACAUCAAAAGAUGCAGGCAUAUAAACAACGAGAAAUAAAGGAGCUCAAAGAAGCUGCAGAAGAAGCAAAGAAGGCCAAAAAAAGAAGUGAUAAAGCAGAAAAAUGGCGGAAGAAUAGGCAACAUUUAGAUAAUGAGAAAAAAGCAAUAGCAAAAAUUAAGGCAAGAGAUAGACCAGAAAAACAAUAUUUAACUGACUUAAGUUCAAAUGUAAUUCCUGCUACUGAGUGGGAGAAGAUAAGACAAGCAGCGGAAGAUAUGAAACAUAUUGAGCCAUUAAAGCUGGGAAGAUUAGAAGGGCAGGGAAAUAAAGAUCCUGGAAAAUAUUUAACGAAAUAUGUUGUUCAACCAGAUCCAGCCUUCAGAGCUAGGUAUAAACAUAUUUUAGAAGCUGAAGAAGCAAGGCCAACUGAAAUCAUACUUGACGGAGAUCAUAAAGGCGAUGCUGAAGAUCCAGCUGGAUUGCCACGGCAAUUUAAACAGAUGCUAAGAGAGGAAGCCAGCACAUUAAAGGAAUAUCUUACCGCUGGUAAUUCUUAUAAAAAAGAAUUGAAGAAAAUGGAAGUAAAUGAGCGUUCAUACAAACGUAUAGUGAAAGGAAAGUUGAAAUCUAAGAUCCUGGUAAAGAAACACUCAUCCCGAUUCACCAGGUCUUCAAGUAUUCCUUCAAGAAGUUGCUUUGUAAAAUGUAAUUCUUAAACAUAUCGCCCAAAUUGGUUUGCUUACUAAUAGUAUGCCAUCUAUUAUCAUUCAUUACCAAUUUUCUAUGUUUUUGUUGAUGAGAAAUAUUGGAAUAAAUCUUCAUUUAGUCCUAUCA